Molecule: messenger RNA, 1146 nt
Organism: Trichoderma citrinoviride
Lineage: Eukaryota; Fungi; Ascomycota; Sordariomycetes; Hypocreales; Hypocreaceae
Exons: 1
Cellular component (GO): cytoplasm; nucleus
Source: RefSeq, a predicted model, not a curated record
GGUACAAUCUCGCAGUGGGGCGAAGUCUCCAAGACGAAGAAGACCGCUCGCACCAAGGCCAAGGACGCAUCCUCCGCGCCCGCCGUCGCGGACUCGUCAGCCGCCGCUCGAACUGCCCGUGGAGGCCGCAGCGCUGCCGACGGAACUCGUGGUCGCGGCAGGGCCACGGAGAGAGGAGGCCGUGGCGGACGUGCUAGGGCAGCCCAUCCCACCAACGGAUCCCGAACCAAGGAGAACCAGCAGCUGUCUGUGCCUACCGAAGAAUCCCCCGCCUACAAAGACGACAAGGCCAACGGCGCCGAGGAGAGGCCCGUACUCGCCGAGAAGCCCGUCGUUGCCGAAUCCCUCAACAAGCCCGCCGCUCCUCAGGUCAAGACCUGGGCCAGCAUGCUCCGACAGUCCACAGCUCCCAAGGUUGUGCCCGCCCUCCCCAAGGAAGCUCCUGCUCCCAAGCCCGCCGAAUUCGUCGAACCCGAACCCGUCCCUGAAACCGCCGCUCCUGUUGAACCUGAGCCUGCCCAACCCGAACCCGAGGCCGAAGCAGAGUCCACCCCCGUUGCUGAUCAGGCCACUCCUGUCGCUGCCCCCGCCGUCACCGAACCACCUGCCGAGAUCAAGCCCUCCCAAGCCGAGCUCACCGAAUCCAACCUGGAGCAGGUUGUUGACGUCUCUGCGCCCCCGCCGACCGACACCGCUGCGAGCACAGCUGCUGGCUCUUGGGACCCUCGACAGAGCCCUCCCAGCACCAAUGCCACUCCUCUCUCCGCCGCCCAGCAGCAGCAGCAAGCUCAGAGGUCCGCCACUAGCGGCUAUGCUGCUACCGCUCUGAAGGCUACCACUGAGAGAGCUGCACCUCGCACUCCGAGCUUCCAGCGACGAGUCCUCGACCAGGAAGAGGCCGUGCGCAUGCCCGGUAACCGGGAGGUGGAUCGCGCUGCUGUGCAGUUCGGCGCCUUCAACCUCGCUGACGACGAAGAUAUUGAUGGCGAGCGCGAGGAGCCAGAGACCCGAGCUCAGCCUCCUGCCGACUCUCCUGUUGCCGUUCCCCGAACCUCUCUUCCUCCGGCUACCCAGCCUGUUGCUAUGCCGGAGACCUUUGCUCCUAAACCUACGACUAACCCUCCUCCUGGAAUGACACCUACUGGU